Messenger RNA from Cygnus olor (mute swan), 2705 nucleotides. RefSeq names its product leucine-rich repeat and fibronectin type III domain-containing protein 1-like protein. The transcript has 4 exons. The record is from RefSeq and is a predicted model, not a curated record. The coding region runs from base 257 to 2203 and encodes 648 amino acids. Lineage: Eukaryota; Metazoa; Chordata; Aves; Anseriformes; Anatidae. Gene Ontology annotation, molecular function: protein binding.
CUGCGGCAGCGGCGGGGGCCGGCUCCGCCGGUGCGGGAGCCUCCGCCGGUGCGGGAGCCUCCGCGGGGGAGCGGAGCCGCGGCCAUGGGCGGCGGGGGAGCGGCGGGCGCGGCGCGGGGCGCGCCCCCGCGCUAGGCUCGGCACCGGGGAGAGGUCGGGACACGGAGAGGGGACGCUGGAUGCUCAGACGAGGACGAUGCGGGCGGCGCUCCAGACGGGCUCCCUGUCUGCUCUGGGUCUUUGCAUGAUGUAGGAGAUGGAUGGACAAAAGCUAAAUGCUUCCUAUUGCAUCUGCAGGUCUGCUAUUUUUCUUACGAUGGAAAGGCUGGUUGUCUAUCUACUGGUUAUUAGCGCAGCCGUGAAGGCCAUGAUGUGCCCCAAAAGAUGCAUGUGUCAAAACCUGUCUCCGUCCUUCACCAUCCUCUGUACGAAGACAGGGCUUCUCUUCGUGCCCCCCAGCAUCGACAGGAGAACAGCAGAGCUGAGGCUGAUGGACAACUUCAUCACGACGCUCAGGAGAAAGGAUUUUGCAAACAUGACCAAUCUCAUUCACUUGACGCUGUCGAGGAAUACAAUAAGUCAAAUCAUGCCUUAUGCAUUUUUUGAUCUUAAAGGCCUUCACGCUUUACACUUGGAUAGUAACAGACUGACAUAUAUCAACGAAGAUCAUUUCAAAGGUUUGAUCAACCUUCGACAUUUAAUACUCAGUAACAAUCAGCUAAGCUAUAUCUCUCCCGGGUCGUUGGAUGACUUUAUUGAAACCAUCGAAGACCUGGAUCUGUCCUACAACAACCUUGUUAACGUUCCUUGGGAAACAAUCGCCAAACUUUCCAACGUCAACACGGUCAGCUUGGAUCAUAACCUCAUCGAGUUUGUGCCGGAGGGAAUCUUCUCCAAUCUUCACAAGCUUGCCCGUCUAGAUAUGACCUCCAACAAGCUGAAGAAGAUCCCUCCCGAUCCGUUGUUCUCCAGGAUCCCCGUGUACGCCAAGUCCAAAGGAUCUCCGCUGUCAUCUUUGGUGCUGAGCUUUGGGGGCAACCCUUUGCACUGCAACUGCGAGCUGGUGUGGCUGAGGCGCCUCACCAGAGAAGACGACCUAGAAACCUGCGCCUCCCCACCAGAGCUGAUGGGUAAAUACUUCUGGUCCAUCAAAGAGGAGGAAUUUGUCUGUGAGCCCCCAAUGAUAACACACCGAACCCCCAAGCUAACCGUAACGGAGGGCCAAAGCAUCUCUUUGAAGUGUAAAGCUGUGGGUGAUCCGGACCCCUACGUCCGCUGGAUUGCACCCGACGGGAAGCUGGUCUCUAACACCUCUAGGACGAUUUCUUACGAGAAUGGUACCCUGGAUAUUUUGGUUACGUCUCUGACGGAGAAGGGCACGUUCACCUGCAUAGCAUCAAAUGCUGCAGGAGAGUCGACGGCUCCAGUCGAACUCCUCGUUACCCCGUACCCCAACCUCGCUAACAGCACCAACUGCGAUAAAGACGCAGAGCCUGGCCCCUCGGAUAUUCUGAUAUCUGCCAAGUCGAGCUUUCCGAACGAAACAAAGGCUCAGCAAGAGAAGGUGGUCGUGGUCGCCGAGCUGACCUCGUCCUCUGCUCUCAUCCAGUGGCCUUCUCAGCACCACCUCCCCGGCAUUCGCAUGUACCAGAUCCAGUACAACAGCUCCUCUGAUGACAUCCUCGUGUACAGGAUGAUCCCUGCUGCUAGUAAAUCCUUCUUCUUGACUGAUCUGGUUGCAGGACGUGAGUACGACCUCUGUGUCCUUGCUGUUUAUGAUGAUGGAUUGACAUCUUUGACUGCAACCAGAGUGAUCGGAUGCGUGCAGUUCACAACCCAGGAGGAAUACAAGCAGUGCCGAUCCCUUCACGCGCAGUUUCUUGGAGGAACCAUGAUCAUCAUUAUUGGGGGCAUCAUUGUGGCUUCAGUUCUUGUCUUCAUUUUCAUCCUCCUCAUGAAAUAUAAAGUCUACAACAAUCACCACAAAAAUAAAACUACUAAAGUUAAUAAUGUCUGCUCUCAAACCAAUGGAAGUCAAAGUGGCUCGAUGGCUCGAUCCACUUCUAAACUUGCAGAGAGGCGGGAAAGUUUGCACCAAGAGUGCUCGGGAUCUUCCAGCAAAGGAAAAACUGUUGUAGACUUGGAUUGUGAAAAAGUGACUCCAACCAACACAACCUUUUUAACAACCGAUGCGUUAUCUUAAUGGCCAUUUGACAGGACACACCAAGGUGGUAUUGCUUGAAACAUUUUAAUGCGAGUGGUUGUAUUUUAAGCUUCACUACUAUUGUCUAUUUUUAAGAUCAGAUGGUUUAAAAAAUAUUUUUUUAAUCUGUAAACAGUUCUUGCAUUCUUAACUAUUUUGUUUCAAUAUAUUAAAUAUAAGUGUGUGAUUUACAAGAUUUUUUUACUGGUUCUUUUAUAGCAUACACCUCUGGUAUCAAGGCAGCAACAUAGCUAAAUUCUGAUUAGGUUUGUCUGUAGUGAAAUGCACUAUUUUUUCAUUUGGUUACUGACCAGCAGCAAAGACGUACUCUCAGGAUCUUCAGACUUCUUUUCUCACAGCAGAGUCACCAAACUACUCAUCUCUUCAAGGAAUGAUGUGUUAUAGAAAGUCUCAAUGCGGAAUUAUUUAUUGCCAUAGGUAUGUUGUAUACAUGCUGCUCACAAAAGAAGUAAAAUUAGUAGAGGUUCCCUAUGGAAAAAAA